Molecule: messenger RNA, 1890 nt
Organism: Argentina anserina (silverweed cinquefoil)
Lineage: Eukaryota; Viridiplantae; Streptophyta; Magnoliopsida; Rosales; Rosaceae
Product: chromo domain-containing protein LHP1
Exons: 6
Coding region: 131-1495 (454 amino acids)
Biological process (GO): heterochromatin formation
Cellular component (GO): nucleus
Source: RefSeq, a predicted model, not a curated record
UUGGGGGUUCUGUGCCUUCUGGGCUCUCACUCAAACACAGUGAGAGAAAGAGAGAGAAAAAGAGAAACACUAAUCUCAUCCGGCGGUUAGAUUCGGCACGGUCACCGGCGGAAGGUGAAAAACAAAAAAAAUGAGAGUGAAGGGCGGAGGGAGGAAGAAGAGCUGGGAGGCAAUGCCUGUUGACGACGGCGGCAGCGGUGUUCUUCUGUUCGGACACACCGCCGAGCCAAACGACGCCGCUUUUGCUGCGCCGGAGCACCAGGAGGCUGAGCCGCAGCCGCAAAUCGAGCCGGAGAGGCAGAACCAGGAGGAGGCUGAGGGCGCGGAGGGAGAAGACGGCGACGGCGAGGGGGAGGGGGAGGACGGCGAGGAAGGAGAAGAAGGUGAGGAGGCGGAGGUGGAGGAUGAGAACAAGGAGAGGAGUACUAAGCUUGAUGAAGGCUUCUAUGAAAUCGAAGCCAUUCGCCGGAAAAGGGUUCGAAAGGGCCAGCUGCAGUAUCUGAUCAAAUGGCGUGGCUGGCCAGAGACAGCCAAUACAUGGGAACCGUUGGAGAAUCUCCAGUCUGUCUCCGAUGUUAUAGAUGCAUUUGAAGAAAGCUUGCGUAGUGGAAAGCAACGGAAGCGAAAGCGCAAGUCCGGGACUCCUCAUACUCAACCUAAGAAGAAGCAGCAGCAGCAGCUGCUGCGUUCUACAGACACCGUGACAGAUGAGGAAUUAAGCAAUGCUGAGAAAGCCUUAUCAUCUAAUGGUAUCAGCGGCUCAGGGGUUGAUGGUACCCCUCCCCCUCAACAGUCUCUCCAUUCAGUUGGUGAUGGGGAGGUUAAUGGGUGCGCCAACAAUACUGAAACAGCAAUGAACAUUGAUUCUGGAAAUUCUUUUGCAAGUUUUCCCCAACAAAUUAAUGAAAGGAGAGAGGAAAAUGAGUAUGAUCCAAAACUUAGUGAGCUCAAAGCUACAGUAUCUACAAACAAUAUCAGUUCGGAUAAACUUUCUGUACAUUUCCAAGAAGCCAAAGCUCCGGAAGUUAAUGGGCCUACAAAUGGUCUUUCCAAGGUUGAUAGUGAAGAUCCAGUACAGAGCAUUCGCACUACUGGAGCGAAAAAAAGGAAGUCUGGUUCUGUGAAGAGGUUUAAACAGGAGGCACCCAAAGAUGAAGUGGGUGCUAUGCAAAAUGUGCCAACUCGUGUUAGCACUAGAUAUGCUGGUAGAGUUGAUCAGACUGAGGUAGGAAGACUUGAUUAUGCUGGAGAAAAUUCAGGUCGCAAGAACAAGAUUGAGGAAUCCAAAGAAGCAGUGCGCAUAACCAAGAUUCUCAAGCCAAUGGGGUACUCAACAUCGAUAUUGAACAAUGUCCAGGACGUUUCUGUGACCUUUUUGGGCAUGAGGUCUGAUGGCACAGAAGUGAUAGUGGAUAACAAAUUUCUCAAGGUCAAUGAUCCACUUCUGCUGAUUAAUUUCUAUGAGCAACAUCUCCGGUACAGUCCUGCAGAGUAAUUCAAGGUGUAAAUGGAGAGUGCAAUCUUAGCGUAGAUAGAUGUUUAUCAUCUUAAUUGUCAGCUGCAGUGUUGGAUUCUUGACGUUGUCGGAGGGAGUGCAUAACUGACAUAGAUGGUGAACUACAUUAUAUACCAGUAGUUAUUCACCUGUCAUUUCUCCUUUUCAUCUAUUUAUCUCAGAAUUUUCUGGGUCGUCUGGUUAGAUAAUAUGAGAGUAAGUAAGAGAAGCCAUAUCUCAUUUUGUCUACAUAUUUUGUUAAUGUAUUGAAUCUUUAACAUGUUCAUUCUUUCAUUUGCUCAGAAACUGACUUGUCUGGAAUCUCUCUUUUGGGUAUGGACUAAUUGGUUCCCCAUAUACAUAAGAAGUCGAUUUCCAUAAACAAAUGAAAACAU